Molecule: messenger RNA, 2080 nt
Organism: Phaedon cochleariae (mustard beetle)
Lineage: Eukaryota; Metazoa; Arthropoda; Insecta; Coleoptera; Chrysomelidae
Source: the annotation of a GenBank genome assembly
UGACAUGACUUUUGCAGAAAACAACAAAUUUAUGUGAUUCCCUAUUCACAGUAUUCUCAUUAUUUGUGAUUAUUCUGAUUAUGUGUCAUCAAAGAUCUAAUAAUAUUAAAUAUAAAAUUCUUUGAAGUUGAUAUGAAUAUGAGUUGAUUCGAUUACUUUGUUCCAUCAAUUAUUUGUUGAUACUUAUCAUACAACAACACUUUUAUCAGUCUGGUCAAUAAUUAAAGGAUUAAUUUUACAUUUUCUAUAUAGCAAUGAACUCAUCAUUAUAAAAGUUUUGAAUAUUCCAGUACGCAGUAAAUAUUACACAUUUCAUAGUUUAAACCUGGAUACUGGAUAGAACUAAACUAACAGAUAUGAUGGGUUUAUUUGGAACAUCCAAUGAUCCUGUAGUUGAUGAAGUAGAGUCGGCCACAACUGAGAAAAAUGUUGAGGAGGAUUGGAGUCUUAUUAUGAACAUUUGUGACAGUGCUGGAAAAUCACCAGAGGAUGCAAAGAACUACCUUCAAGCUAUAACCAAACGUUUAUACAAUCCUGAUCCCCAUGUUGGUAUUAAAGCUGUGACUCUAUUGGAUGCAUGUAUCAAGAAUUCUGGCAAAAAAUUUCACACAGAAGUUGCGUCUAGGGAUUUUGAAACCCAUUUCACAAAAUUGAUGACCAAGGCACAUCCAAAUGUAUCAAAAAAGCUUAGGGAAUCUUUGAAAAAGUGGGCUGACAAUGAAUUCAAAUCUGAUGUCCAGCUUAGUUUAAUACCAUCUAUGAUAUCUAAGUUGAAGGAUAUUGGCUUGGAUUUUACUGUGGAAGAACUGCCCGCCAAAAAAACGACUCCGGUCAGCAAAGACCCUAACGUCGUUGAGUCGCAAGAGGAGGAAGAACAGAUCAUGAAAGCCAUCGAGCUAUCUCUCAAGGAAUCCGGUUCUCCCAGGUCCACCUCUAAGUUGAAUCAAUCCAACUCCUUGUACCCUUCAGUCAAUAUGUCGGGAUCCGCUUCUUUGCCGGCUAGUUCCGUUCCAGCUAAAGAGUCCAGGAAGGUGAGGGCUUUGUACGAUUUCGAAGCAGUCGAGGACAACGAGUUGACGUUUACUAGUGGAGAAAUCAUAUUUGUGCUAGACGAUAGCGACUCCAACUGGUGGAAAGGAAGUAACCAUAGAGGAGAAGGACUAUUUCCAGCCAAUUUUGUUACAGCUGAUUUAUCAGUGGAACCAGAAUCAUUCUUGUACGAUAAAGCAAAGAAAAUGGUUCAGUUCAAAGAACCUGCUGAGGUUAAGAUAAUGAAAGAAGAACCAGAAGUGAUAGAAAUAAAUGAGCAGAAAAUUGAUAGAUUAUUACAUUUGUUACAUGAAGCUGACCCCACAAACCCAGAGAAAGACACUGAAGAGAUGCUUCAUUUAGAAAAUGAAGUUAAUAGAAUGGGACCUUUGAUAGAUGCAGAAUUAGAAAGGGUUGAUAGAAAACAUGCUCAGCUGACGCAACUCAGCGGUGAUCUUGUUGAUGCGUUGAGUCUGUAUCAUACUUUGAUGAGGGAGCAAUCAUUCUCAGUUGCUGGAAAAAUGGGUUAUGGUUACCAACCUCCUUCUACCCCCAUGGGAUUUCCACCCGGUAUGCACAUGGGGCCGCCCCCCGGCAUGCCCCACCAACCGCACGACCGGCCGCAGUACGCGAUGCCGCCCCAGCCCGGCCCGCCGCCCCAGCAGUUCCACCCGAUGAUGGCCGCCGGGCAGGGCUCGAUCCCGCCGGGACGGCUGCCGCCCACAGUCGGCCAGAUGGGCGGGCCGCAGAUGCACAUGCACCAGCACGAGCAGCAGCUGGCGCAUUAUCCUGGACCCGGAUUGCCAAAUUUUGGACCACCUGGUAUGGUACAUCAGAAUUUUCCUCCGUCUGGGCCUGUAUCUCAAACGAAUAUCCAAAAUUCACCGCAGCCAGGGCCCCAGUUUGUGACCUCUAGUACCCACCUAACACACUAGAUGCACUUCUGCGAAAUUACUACCCAAAAAUAUGUGAUGUAUUCAUAAUAUAGUCCUGUCUCUGAGUAUGUAUAAAAAUUUCAAUAAUGCUAUUAUAAAAAUAUAUGUUACUAUGG